Molecule: messenger RNA, 10394 nt
Organism: Chroicocephalus ridibundus (black-headed gull)
Lineage: Eukaryota; Metazoa; Chordata; Aves; Charadriiformes; Laridae
Gene: SFMBT2
Product: Scm like with four mbt domains 2
Exons: 22
Coding region: 292-2970 (892 amino acids)
Biological process (GO): negative regulation of DNA-templated transcription
Cellular component (GO): nucleus
Molecular function (GO): transcription corepressor activity; chromatin binding; histone binding
Source: RefSeq, a predicted model, not a curated record
UGCGGGCGGAGGGACGGGUCGGCUCCGCGCCGCGCAGCUCCGCGCACCGCGGGGAGCUCGCCGCUGAGGCGCGGGGGAAAAAAAAAAAAAAAAGGGAAAAACAGCCAGAAAAAAAAAAAAAGCCAAACUUGCCCAGCAUGUCCCUUUGGGGUGGAGAACACAAAUUGCUGAUGAGGGUCUAACUUUGCCCAAACGACCUUCAGCUGGGAGUUGUAUCACCUGCCUUGUUUGUCCUCUAGGCGGUCCCUGCUGCAGGAUGAAUUAGGAAGGCAAGGACUCUUCCUCUGAGCCAUGGAGACAAGGGCGUCUUUUAUCACCACCAUGCAAGAGACCCAGCAUCUCUCCCCAGAGAAGGGUCAGAGCCCGGCCAACGGCAAUGUGGAGCAGUUUGAUUCAGAUGAGGGCUCCAGCAUUGAGGACGCAGACUUCAACUGGGAUGAGUUCCUGGAGGAAACAGGAGCCAGCGCUGCUCCCCACACCUCCUUCAAACACGUUGAAAUCAGCCUUCAAAGCAGUUUCCAACCAGGGAUGAAAUUAGAAGUGGCCAACAAGAGCAAUCCGGACACAUAUUGGGUGGCUACAAUCAUUACAACAUGUGGACAACUCUUACUGCUUCGUUACUGUGGCUAUGGAGAUGACCGCAGGGCGGAUUUCUGGUGUGACGUGAUGACAGCAGAUCUUCACCCCGUUGGCUGGUGUACACAGAAUAACAAGGUCCUGAUGCCUCCAGAUGCAAUCAAAGAGAAAUACAUGGACUGGACAGAGUUUCUCAUCCAUGAUUUGACCGGCGCCCGGACUGCACCUGCAAAUUUACUGGAAGGCCCUCUGCGAGGAAAAAACCCUGUAGACCUCAUUACAGUUGAUUCCUUAAUAGAGCUGCAGGAUUCCCAGAAUCCCUUUCAGUACUGGAUAGUUAGUGUGGUUGAAAAUGUUGGAGGAAGAUUACGCCUUCGCUAUGUGGGAUUGGAGGAGACUGAAUCCUAUGACCAGUGGUUGUUUUACUUGGAUUGCAGACUUCGACCAGUCGGUUGGUGUCAAGAGAAUAAAUACAGAAUGGACCCACCUGCAGAUAUCUAUUCUCUGAAGACUAUAUCUGAGUGGAAAUGCGCUCUGGAAAAAUCCCUUAAUGAUGCAGCAAAUUUUCCUCUUCCAAUGGAAGUGUUCAAGGACCAUGCUGACUUGCGAAACCACUUCUUCACUGUGGGAAUGAAGCUGGAGGCGGUGAAUAUGAGGGAGCCGUUUCAUAUCUGUCCUGCAUCAGUGACCAAGGUUUUUAACAAUCAUUAUUUACAAGUGACCAUUGAUGACUUGAGACCUGAACCCAGCAAAAUCUCAAUGCUUUGCCAUGCGGAUUCCUUAGGGAUCUUGCCAAUACAGUGGUGCCUUAAAAAUGGAGUCAAUCUCACACCUCCCAAGGGUUACUCUGGCCAGGACUUUGACUGGGCAGACUACCAGAAGCAGUGUGGAGCGGAGGCAGCGCCUCACCUGUGCUUUAGAAAUACAUCCUUCAGCCGUGGCUUUACGAAGAACAUGAAGCUGGAGGCAGUGAACCCCAGGAACCCUGCAGAGAUCUGUGUUGCUUCUAUCACCUCCGUUAAAGGACGAUUAAUGUGGCUUCACCUUGAAGGUUUACAGAUGCCCUCUCCAGAGUACAUAGUUGAUGUAGAGUCUAUGGACAUUUUCCCAGUUGGCUGGUGUGAAGCGAAUGCUUAUAACCUAACUCCACCACACAAAGCUGUUUUGCGAAGGAAGAGAAGAAUUGCAGUUGUGCAGCCAGAAAAGCAGUUGCCAUCCACAGUGCCUGUUGAGAAAAUACCUCAUGACCUCUGCCCGGUUCCUCAGCCAGACACAACAGGCACCAUCAAUGGGAGAUACUGCUGCCCCCAGCUCUACAUCAACCACCGCUGCUUCUCAGGUCCAUAUUUAAACAAAGGCAGAAUAGCAGAGCUACCUCAGUCUGUCGGGCCUGGCAAGUGCGUGCUGGUCCUCAAAGAGGUUCUCAGCAUGGUGAUCAAUGCAGCCUACAAGCCAGGGAGUGUUUUACGAGAACUGCAGCUAGUGGAAGACCCUCAGUGGAAUUUCCAAGAGGAAACGCUUAAAGCAAAGUACAGAGGGAAGACAUACAGGGCGACUGUUAAGAUUGUGCGGACGUCGGAUCAGGUAGCGGAUUUCUGCAGAAGAGUCUGUGCAAAGUUGGAGUGCUGCCCCAACUUGUUCAGUCCUGUUCUGGUGGCCGAAGUCUGCCCAGAGAACUGCUCCAUUCAUACUAAAACCAAGUACACCUAUUAUUAUGGGAAGAGGAAAAAAAUCAUUAAGCCGCCAAUUGGGGAAAAUAACAACAUGAAAAGUCAUGUCAAGCCAGCCAGACGCAGAAAAAGGCGGAAAUCCAUCUUUGUGCAGAAGAAAAGGAGGUCAUCGGCUGUCGAUUUGAAUGCUGCAGGCUCUGCAGAGGAGAGUGAAGAUGAUGAGCCGGACGCGAUGGAGGAUGAGACGGGAAGCGAGGAAACCAGCUCGGAGCUCCGGGAUGACCAGACGGAUACCUCUUCUGCCGAGGUCCCCUCCACCAGGCCCCGGCGAGCGGUCACCUUGAGGAGCAGCACUGAGUCAGACAGACCUCCUCCCACUGAGAGAGCCCGACGGAGCCGGAGACCACAGCCCCGCUCCUACAGUGAGGCGGAGAAAUGCACACAAGUCAAGGAAGAAAUUAAGCAAGAAGAGGAAGAGAAGCUCGUCCUGGACAGUAAUCCAUUGGAGUGGACUGUGACUGAUGUUGUGAGGUUUAUUAAACUGACCGACUGUGCACCGCUUGCCAAAAUAUUUCAGGAGCAGGACAUCGAUGGCCAAGCCCUUCUGUUGCUGACGCUGCCAACAGUGCAAGAAUGCAUGGAGCUGAAGCUUGGUCCCGCCAUCAAACUGUGUCACCAGAUUGAGCGAGUAAAAGUUGCUUUCUAUGCACAAUACGCCAACUGACUGCACUUCUCCAUUUCUUUCUGUUCUCCUUCUUGUUCCCUCUCUUUUUUAACAUUUCAACUCGUUCAAGGUUUUUUUUCUCCCCUCUCCCUUUUCUUUUCCAAGAACACGUGGAAUUGGAAGCACUGGAAGAAAAAAAGAAACCCACAACAAAAAACUAGCAACAAAUUGAACUCAUUUUCUGUACUUGUAAAGCACAGUGAAAGACUGCUGGCGUCUCUCCUUGCGAGCCUCACCAACUCGUUACGCAGUGGUGCAAGGCCAGCACAGAUCAGAUGGUUUGUUGUUCAUUAAAACAAAACUAUCGAUGGCAGACACAUUCCCAAGGAGAAGGGUCGGACAUUUCUGGAUGGUGAUGGUUUGUCUAGGUCAGUUUCUGGACAUGAACACUUCUUUUAGCCAUCUCUGCCACGCUUCUUUCAUAUUGAAAUGUUAAGUGAUCCUUUGCAGCAUCACUUGGGGUUUACUGCAAAUUUGAUCUUGGUGAUCGAUGGGCUUUUUUUCUCCCACCUCUCCAGUCUUACAAAAGGAAAAAGUGUUAUACCAGUCAUAUACAGUUUGUUAUUCCUGAGUGAUUUGUAAAAGAGGACUCAACCCACGGUAUCAGACAAAGCUGCAGCAAACUGACAGGGCUGCAAGAAGACCGAGUGCGCAGUAACGCGUCCUGAGCCGUGCUGGCUGUGCACAAUAAGCUGAACGUCUCUGUGAUGGGGUCUGUACAGUGCUGUGUUCUUGUAAAGGAACAUGCAUGAAAGCUUUCAUGGUCGAGCCCAUCCUCUUAAAUCCAAGUCACUUUAAAGGCCUGGCUUUGAGCCCCAUGGGGUGGAAAAAAAAAAAUAGGGUUAUUCAGAUUUAAUGAUGAGUGAAUCACUGUUGAGUGAAUGCUGGUUUCAUUUGCACCUUCAUGAAUCUGGUUGCUAGGUGGGAAUAAAAAGCAUCAGUGUUUUCAGGCUGUGUAUGCCAGGGUGCUUUAGACCAGAUCUGGCCCAACACAGUCUGUAUAAAGGCCACAGAUUGUCCCAGUGCCACCCUUACCAGUGAAACUGGGGGCUUGCUUCAUGCCAAGCAGAGUGAGCAUCGGGGAGGGUGAAGAAAUGGGUCAGACACCUUGGGUUUGCCUCAGUUGUAUUUAUAGAAGUAUUUCCCCUUUACUUAGCAGGGAUAUAUGACUCCAUUAGUCCCACGUGUUGAGCCUGAAUUUGCUGUAACUUUGCAGAGGUUGGUGGCAUCACAGUGAUGUAAAAUUCCCCCAAGAGCAAGAACCAGACUGGGACCAAGUCUGAAUUUCGCUCUGACUUUAAGGUGCAAGUGAAUCCCUCCCUCAAAAAGUAGACUGGGGGGUUCGUGCUGAGUUUUAACCUGAUUUCAUAGGAAACAGCUGACUUCGGCAGGCUUUUGUUCUCAAACCAUAAACAGGCCCCUGGUUCCUGGCCUCAGGGAACCCAGCUUGGAAACUGUACACAGCUCUGUUACAACACUGUGAUGCCAAAGCCCACUCAGUGACGACGUCUUGAAAAAGAAAUGUCAUUUCUAGCCCUAAAUCUGAAGGCAACGCUUAUGGCCAGAUAACCCCCACCUCAGGAACUUACCAUAUGGUGACAGCAAACUUGGAUCAGAUAAUCCCACUGACCACAGUGUGCUCAGAAAAACCUACUGACCAACACCAGGCUCUAGCUGCUGCUUUCUCCCUCAUCAGUUUCCUCGUUAAAUUCUUUGGAUGAAAGAAGGAAAGCCUCAGAAAUAAAUAUUCUGGACUAUAUCUGAACCUGCCCUAGAGCAUGUGUUAGGGAGGAAGUAUUGACUCCGUUUGCCAUGUGUCACUGGGGACUUUCUAGUCUCUCUUGCAGUGAGUUUCCUGAUUUGCCACUGAGGGUUGUGAUGGGAGCAACCGCUGCGGGCUGGGCCAGAUCCUGCCAACUCCUGGGACCGUCAGAAAUUUUCCUGUGUGGGAGAUCAGCAGGACUGGAUCUGUUCUCAGCUGUUGUCUUGUACUGAAGAUCUUGUUGUUCAAGUUUUAAUCAACUGAAGGGAAAAGUGGUGCCAUCAAAUGGUUUUCUUCUUUUUCCUCAGAAAUCCAGGAAUGGGGUGCUGUAGUGGUGCAGACAUUCAAAAACUGGGUUUUAAACUGAAUUUCCUACUGGCGGUAGCAGUGGACUGUGUCAAUGCAACUGGUUUGAUAACAACUUUGGAUCCCUCUGAGGGUCCCCAGAAAUGUUGCUCCUUGUCCUAUAUCUGAAGACAAAAGGAUUGUGCCCAGCAACAUGAGACCACAGCUGAGAAAAACAGGGAGUUCCUCUUUGCUUCAGCCCAGUCCCUCCAAUGGCUGGUGUGACGUCUGUGAGCAGGAGAUAGCUCCCAAAAGACUGCUGUCAGGAGAACUGGUGUAUUGAGAACAUUUCAAGGAAGGGACGCAGAAUGACUAUUUGCUUAACAGCAUCCCGGCACUGAUCCCUCACUUACUACAUCCACCACCUUCUGAGCAUCCUUUGCUGCUCUGAUGUUCUUGGAGUUUCUGGCCACUGGAAUUUGUCACAGACAUUUAACGCCUUUUGGGACACAUUGCAAAAACGUCAUUGUUUUCUCCAUCAACCUUAUAACUGUAGAUAUUCCUAUGGCAGCUAACUACUCAUGGAGGCACGGUCGGGGAGCAGGCAGCCGCAGACUCUGAGAGCAGCAAGCUCUGACGUUGGCUACGCAGGGGAUGGGUGAAGCAUUGAGCCCAGCACAUGGGAGUCUUUACUGAUUGUUCAGGGAAGUUAAAUCGUAUUUAAAACUCGCCUAUUAAACAAAACAAAAAAAAAGGUUUUUGAUUUUAGCUCGCGCCGGCUCUUUUAUUUCCUCAGGUUUCUCUCUCCUCACCAUUUGUCUUUCAAUUUAUUGUUUUUCAGUGUCAUGCCAUUUAUCACUCUCUGUCCUUUCAGAGAAGAUGAUAACCUGAAAUCUUUAGUCUAAAAUUACCUUGGGUGGUAAAUGCUUUAUUAUUUCUUUUAGCCUGCAGGUUGGGAAGAAACAGGGGGUUGGGCUACUGUUGACUGUUGCACUAAUUGCCCUCCAGAAAAGCUGGAGCUGAACUUCUUAGACAAUUCCUUAAGCAAGUGGAAAAUGGACUGUGCGUAGUUUAACUGGAUGGUACGUUUGGAUUUUCGCUAACAGAGAUCAGAGGGAACUACUUACUCUUGCCUGGAUUUCAUUUCAAUUCUGGAACAUUAGCAAAGGUUUGGAGUAAUGUACUUCAAAGGAGAUGUUCUAAACCCGAUCUUGUUGGGCUCAAACAUCACUUUGCAGUGUAGAAGUAAAAGCCACUGGAAGUGUUUUUUGGUCCAGCCACAAUUCUGAGUUAAAUUCAGAGACGGUGCAACUUCACAGAUACACAGAUGACACUGGUGAAGCCACGUUUUCUCCCCUCCCUGUUCUGAAUUUGUCAUCCAGGUCUGAAGUUUAUUGUGUUAUCAGCUACAAAAGGCCACCACUGUGAAAUGCUGAACUAAUGAUUACCCAAGAUCGCAAGGGCUGAGAAGCAACUGUGCUGUUGCUCUUGGGCUGUUGGAUGUUGAACUUCAGCACAUUCACACAGACCACUUUGCUCCCACAAGAAGGGUGUGCAGGCACCUGUUCUGGCCUUUCUUCAGGCAUAGAACCAAAGAUGGGCAUUUCUGGAGCAAAAGUAGGGGGAUUGAAGAGUGUGUGGUACCUGCCCAUCUUCAUCUGCACUGGCUUCUUUUGAUCUUGCACUCAAUCAGGUUGAACAGAUGCAUGGGCAGGUCCCUGCUCCCUUCCCAGUCCCCUGACAGAAUCAGCCAAUUCCCAGUCUGCAGCCCAAAAGCACCAGUCUCUGAGAUCGGAUUAAAUCAUUAAUUUAUGGGAACGUCCAUGGUUGUCCUGCCUUCCUGCUGCUGUCAUGGAUGCUCCUCUCCCACCUUGUAGAAAAAUGCUCUCUUUGGUUUGAGUUCUUCUUCCCUUUCCGGCUCAAACACACAGCUCCCAUCCACACUCAUGGUUUUUUUUCUCAACACCAGGAUGACCAAACCCUGUCUUUUCUACCUCUCAGAGGCGUGAUGGCCUCUCAGCUCUGAGAAGGAUUUCAGGGACUCCAGCUCCACCGUGUUAACCAUAUGCAAUAGCCCUUGAUAGUUCGGUCCUGCAGGGUUCAGAAAACCUCUUAGAAAUGCUGUGUGUCCUCAGUAACGACUGAAAUCAGGGCAAAUGGUUACACACCCUGUCCUUAGUGAAGCAUCCAGCAGAUGCGUAUCCUAGCUGAGAUGGCCUGACCCACACUGUCAGAGGUAUUUGAAUGUCUGCUAGGAUUUACAGAGUUUCUCAGUAAGUUAGACACCCCAUUAAUAUUUCACUAUGGGUUAACAGGUAAUUUGCCUUAAACUGGAAAGUCACCAUUCCUUGGCUUUCACCUUCAACCUUUCACAGGCCCCUGUCAUGUGGUGUAGAGCAAACACUAUCUCAGCUCUUUGAAGGCAAUCCAGACACUGUUGGGCUGCCAUAAUCGACAUUUGGUCACCUGAAAAGCCUGCCUUGGUCUUUGAAGGGCACAAAAUUGAUUUUGGCAGAGCUGCAGUGCCAUCUCAGUGUUUUAGAAGCUCAGUACCAUCAGGGCACUUCAAAUACUUUUUGCUUUUCUGGUGCAGCAUGUCUGGAAAAUGAUGAACUCAGACUGUUCCUCCCAUUUCCAAAUUCAAGUGCCAAAAGAGAAGAACAUGCUGCAACUGAACACCAUUAAAACCAGCUUUAUUACAUGUGGGUAAAUAUAGUCUCAAGGGCUCCAUUUUGGUGCUAAGAUAUGUCACGCUGUAUUUUCCAUUGCUUGGGAUUACAAAGCUGAUUCCCUGCUCCAGGAAAUAUUUUCUGUAAUCAGCAAUGUCUUAAGCAUUAGGAUUUUUUUUUUUUCUUGUGGCUGUAGAUUUUCAACUUGGAUACAUUCAGCAAAUACACCCCUCCCACACCACCACCACCCCCAUCAUGUGAGUUUUGGAGAAGUUUUAUACAGUAUAUUUAUGUAAAAAGUCUUUCAAAAUGUGGGUGCAUGCAUAUUUUUCCCUCAAUAAUACUCUUCAUCACAACAGCUGACCCAGAACUAAGGGAAUCUGUUGCUCAGGAUUUGGUCCAGAAGUAACUGAGGUUAGUGAAAGGGCCCCCACAGAUGUGUGGGCUGUGGGACCAGAUCUUCACCAAAUUAUUUCACUUAGAAGUCAAAAAGUGUGCAGUUAAUUAACAUAAAAUGUAACCCCCUCCUUCUAGCAGGCAGAAAUCCAGCUGAAAUCUGCCAGACUUAACAAGAGAGGGCUCGUGUCCCGAGGUGCUCGUGAAAUCCCAAUAAAGGAGCAGAAGCAUUUAAUAUUCUCAUUUAUUCUUUGGUACAAUACUCCAUCAAGAAGUGCAAAUGAUCUUAAUGGCUGGAUUUAGAAUAUGAGCCAGUCAUCAAAGAUGAGAGUUUUACAGCCCAGUAGUCCUUUAAAUGUCAUCCGUCCUGCAGAAGAGGAGUGUUUUUGCAAUGGCUUAGUGCCAUGCACUGGAAUUCUCGUUCAGAAGAAGACACGUGAACUGUACAAAAACUACAUGGGACAGUUUUAAAUACUCAUGGCCUUUCUCUUGUUUUAGUCUUUCAUGUGAAUUCUUACCUUGAAAAAGGUCUCGUUCUCAUGAUUUAAAACUCCAGCCUCUGUAAUGGCCCCUGGCACAGCAUACCAGCAAAAUACAUUUUUAUCCGUCAUCACACUAUGGAUGAGCACAGAGGUGUUUUGUUGACAAGCACUUUGGUCAGGUGAGACAAGGAGAUCUCAACACCUUGUUGAAGGAGUUAUCCGUGCAACCUGGAGGGCAGAUCCUCCCUGCAGUUCACUGUGGAGGGACAGAUGCUGUUGCUAGGUAGGUCACAUAGCCCAAGUAGCCUAAUGCAGGAGAUAUGUGUGCUGCCUACUCACAGAUGUUCCUGGCCUCCAUGUCUGUCAAGGGCGUGGGAGAGGGAAAAGAGGGUUUCGGGGAAGGAGAGAGGUUGGAGUUCUGGCCUUGAGGUAUCUUUGUGGAGAGGGACCUCUGAGAACAGGGAAUCAUAGGAUCAUUUAGGUUGGAAAAGACCUUUAAGAUCUUUGAGUCCAACUGUAAACCCAACACUGCCAAGUCCACCACUAAACCAUGUCCCUAAGUGCCAGCUAUGGUCCAUGAGCAUCAUUCCUGAAGGUUUCUUUGAGUCUUGUUCAUAGCAAAGAUGCUUUGAGUCCUAACAGCGGCCAGGUGAGAGGGAGGAAAAAAGCUGGCAAUACACUCGGAGCUACAAUUCUUGCAGGUUCAUAUUUUGUUUCCCUGGUGGAGAUACAGGGGUUUGGCUCAGGUGGCUCUAGGCUCCUUGGCCAGAUACUAGGGAAAAAUCAGUUUUUCUUCCCUGGACCUUUUUUCUACCUUGUACACUUUGUCUUCUGGGCUUGGGGGCUGAAGAACCUCCUCUUUCACCUUUCAGACCUCCAUAGGAAAUGUCAGGGGAUAAAACUUGAGCUCUGUCCCAUAGAAAUAGGUGACAUUGCCCUGAGUUGAGGUUGUUGGUCUACAAAACACUCUGCUCUGUGUUAUGAUGUGACAGGGUGAAAAUGAUCAUUCCCAAGUCAGGCCACCCACUCGUUGCUGUUCUGGUCUCACUGAAGAUCAUGGACAUUAUAUCUGCUUAUAAAUGUACGCGUUAUAUUUCCCAAUCCCUAUUCCACCCAAGCCAGUCAGGUUGUGCUGACACGUUUAGUUAUUGCGGCAGCCUUCACCUUCAGGGACCUGCUUGCUAGAAAACACUCACCUGCGGAAUGGUGUCAUGACACGUUCAUGUACAGAGGCAGGGGUGCCAACUACAGCCAGGCAGUCACUGCAGCAUGGUCCAAGAGAGGCGAAAGUCUCAAUUACAGGCUUUGAAGGGAGUUGAGUCUUCUCAUGUACCAUGGUAGGACAAGGCAAGCACUUAAGCCACCUUCUCGCUUAUGGAACAGCAGACAUUAGCUCCACAACCAGCAGUUAUGGUCCACUUAUGGUGACGCACAUUGGAAGCCUUUGAAUUGUUUUGCAUUCCAGUUUGUACUGAAGGUUUGAUUCAAACUUUUUGUAUAUAAUCCCUUUGGUGUGUUACAAAUAUAUGUGUGUGUGUGUGUGUGUGUGUGUAUAUAUAUAUAUAUGUAUAUAUGUGUGUGUGUAUAAGUAUGUGUAUAUAUAUACAUAUAAAUCAAUCAAUGCUGGUGUUUUUACUUUUUAAAGUUCACAGGGCAAAGGGCAUGUUGUUAGUUUGCUGUAAGAUUCUAUUCUGUAUAUAUGUUUUCAUGUAAAUAAGUGAAAAUCUAUAUUCAGAGUUAUAUUUUAAUUUUUAUUCAAAAUGAAAUAAAUCCCCUUUUUACUUGAAACAAUUGUAAGCCACGUUGUUAAUAAAGUAACAAUUAAUCAUA